UCCGUCCUCCCGCCGCAGGGGGCGCUGUCUGCUGCAGCAUCACCACGGCCCUCUGCUUCCGCUGCCUGGACGGACGAGUGUCGCAGAUUCGACAGAAAAUUUCGGCGGAGAAGAUGGAGGGACAGAAAGCAGCUGGUUCUGUGUUCAUGUGUCGGCUGUGCAACCUCUUCUCUCCCAGUCGCUCCCAGCUGCAGGACCAUUGUUCCCAGCUUCACCCCCAGCAGGAGCCUUCAGAUGACAUCAUCAUCAUGCUGCAUCCGCUCGCAGCUGAGCCUGUGGAGAGUCUGGCAGAAGGUCCAGUGAAGCGAAAGCGAGGGCGACCAAAAGGCUCUACGAAGAAGAUGCGCACAGAUUUGACAGAAGGCAAAGUAACCUCCUCCAAUGGUCCAGAGGAUAAAUCUGAAAAAGAACAAAAGCGGAACAAGGAUAAAGGAGAGCGACAAAAUAGCUCAGUAGAAAAUGCUAAAAGCCAUAAAGACAUGUCAGGGCUGGAGUGUAGGAGCUGCCGUCGCUCUUUCAGCAACAGGAGACAAAUCCUCAAACACAUCUGUCUGAGAGAAGAAGACGAAGACGAGGAUGAAGAGGAGAUGGGGACUAUCUCUGGUGGAGCAGAAGGUGAAGGUUCUGAGAAUUUGGAUCCUGGAGGAGCCGAUCCAAACCAAACCAAACUAAACGCAGCGAGAUCAGGACUGACGAGAGAGAAGGAUGUUGGGAACUUUAGAUCGCAGAGAAACAGUCGGAACCGCGUCUCUAAAGAAGGAGACCAACCAACAGGAAACAGAAAAUCGGUUAUCAGUGUCGUUCUGACAGAAGAUGAAACUCUUCCGGCAGGUGUUUUCAAAAUGGUCCCAGUAGAAGACAGUUCUACAGAAAUACAGUCUGCAGCAGCACAGCCUCAGUGUUCCGCAGCUUUCCAGUCUGAGUCACAGGAUCUUACAAGUGAAACUGCUGUAUGUGAUGAAGACCCUAAAACAGAACAGGAAACAAGCUCAACAACAACUACCGAAACCAGCAAAGGAUUCCAGGAAUAUUCUAUCAAGCAAGAUGCUGACAAUUUACAGCAGAGUCAGCUGAAGAUCUUUGCCUGUGAAUUCUGCAAUAAGAUCUUUAAAUUCAGACACUCACUGAUUGCUCACCUCAGGACUCACACUCAGGAAAAACCUUUUCAGUGUCCACACUGUAACUACGCUUCAGCCAUCAAAGCCAACCUGAAUGUUCACCUGAGGAAGCACACAGGAGAGAAGUUCAGCUGUGAUCAGUGUCCUUUCACCUGCCUCAGCCCCGGUCACCUCAAGGUCCACAUAGAGCGAGUCCAUAUGAAGGUGAAGCAGCACUGCAGCUUCUGUGAGAAGAAGUACUCUGAUGUGAAGAACUUGCUGAAUCACAUGGAGAAACGACACAACCUUAAAGACGCGGAGGUUCAGCAGAGCUACCAGCAGCUCAGGUUAAAGACCCGUCAGGGCCUCCGGCAGCUCCUUUACCACUGUUCUACCUGUAACCGGCGCUUUAAGAACCACCUGGUGCGAGACCGCCACCUGCUGGUCCAUGGGCCUCAGCGUCCCUUCGCCUGCCUGCUGUGUGACCACGUCACCACCAAGAUGGCCACCCUCGCCACUCACGUCAGGAAGCACCUGUUUCUGUACGUGUGCUGCGUAUGUGACAAGAAGUUUGUCAGCUCACAGAGGCUGAAGACUCACCUGAAGGAGUCUCACCCAGAACUGGACCAGAACCAGGCCUUCACCGACUCCAUCAACAGCAGCUUCUACGUGGUCCAGCCUGGAGGAGGCGUGUGGGGGAGCGAGGAGGACACGGAGAGAGGAGGGAAACCAGACCAGAGGACAGAGCAGGAGGGUGAGGAUGAACAUGUGAGAGAGGAGGGAGGAAGGAGUGAAGGAGGGCAGCUGAGUGAAGAGAGGGAGGAAGAUCAACCUCAGAAAGAAAGUGCAGAAGAAGUUCAGGUGAUAGAAGCAACAACAGGUUCCUCAGACAGACCAGAUGAAGCAACAGACAUGGAGACGUCUCAUGAAACAACAGAAACGUGCAACUCUGAAAGGCCUGAAGAGAAAACACUAGACUCUGCAGCUCCAGAGAGGAUCCACACCUUGACGUUAGAGGACAGAACUUCAGAAGAUGCUCAUCCAGCUGCUGAGAACACAAACACAUCUUCAUCAGCAGCUUCAUCAUCAGGACAUGUCAACUCCUCUGAAUCUACUCAUUUGUCUUCAGGCCCCCUGGUGGAUGAAAGUGGACUCUCAGAGAAGGUGUCGGAGGAUUUGAAUCAGAGUGCCUUCCAGCAGGUGCUUUCAUCUCUUCAGAAAACUCAGCUCAACAUGGAGACUUUCCAGCGGCUCAGGAAGAUUUACGGAGAACUGGAAUGUCAAUACUGUGGUAAACUGUUCUGGUAUAAAGUCCACUAUAACGUCCAUGUUCGCACACACACCAAGGAGCACUCGCAUUACUGUUCAAAGUGCAGCUACUCCUCGAUCACCAAAAGCUCUCUGAAGCGACACCAGAUCCAGAAGCACAGCGACCUGCAGCUGCCUUGUCCCAACCCCGGCUGUAAAUACACAACUCCUGAUAAGUACAAGCUUCAGGCUCAUCUGAGGACGCAUCAGGAGAAGGGGAGGAGUGCAGCCUGUCCUGUUUGCCAGCACAGUUAUCCAGAGAAUCGACUUAAAAACCACAUUAAAAAAUCCCACCCUGAUGCGCUGCCGGCUCAAGGUAAAGGACUGAUGGUGCAGCGAGCAGAGAAGUGUCCUUACUGCGACUCCUACUUCCUGAAGAACAGCAGCGACUUCCAGCAGCACAUCUGGGCCCACCAAGGUUUGAAGCCUUACCUCUGCAAUGUUUGUGACUACGCUGGUCGCAGUCGCAGUAACCUGAAGACUCACAUGAACCGACACAACACAGAGAGACGCCACCUCUGUGAUCUGUGCGGGAAAAAGUUCAAAUCUAAAGUCACCUUAAAGAGCCACAGACUGAGUCACACAGACGAAGGGAAGCGGUUCCAGUGUUCAGAGUGCGACUUCACCUCCGUCUCUAAACCAUCUUUACUUCGACACAUGGAACAACACGCUGAGUUUAAGCCGUUUCGUUGCGCUCUCUGCCACUAUUCCUGCAACAUUGCUGGAGCUCUGAAGCGUCAUUAUAACGGCAAACAUCCUGAUCAGAAAUAUGAGAACGCCGGACCUGGUCUACCAAACCCUGACACUCUGAAACAGCAAGGUGGUAUGAAGUGUCCUGAAUGUGAGUUUGUUUAUGGCACAAAGUGGGAGCUGAACCGUCACCUGAAGAGCAAACACAGCCUGAAGGUGGUUGAAGGCACCUGGGAGGUGGAGGAGGAAGUAGAAGCUCAGUAUGUGUCUGUGGAGGAAGAAGAACAUCUGACUGAAGCACCUUUAGCAGCCCUGCAGGACAACGUUAACAUCCAGCAGAUCACUGAAUUCACAUCAGAGACUCAGGAUGCUGUUGCCUCCAUGGUUGCCAUGGCACCAGGCACGGUGACCGUCGUACAGCAGUUGCAGGUUGCUGAUGAGCAGGAAGUCGGCAGCAACCAGCUGAUGGUUCUGAACGCAGAAGGAGAUUUAAACGGAGAUCAGGUGAUGGUGGUGGAAGACGCUCACGGCCUGGAGGCCCUGACAGUCCUCACUCAGGGAGAAAACGCUCAUCAUUAUAUCGUCUACGUCCAGGAACACACUGUAGAGAUCAACUAGUGAUGUUAACAUCAAUAACCAAUCCAUCAUCAGAUUUAUUUCAUGGUAAUUAUGAGAAGAAUUAAUGCAACUUUGUGGUAGGAUUAUGUGGCAUAUUUUGCACUUUUCAGAUGUGUAUAUAUAUAUAUAUA
Molecule: messenger RNA, 3844 nt
Organism: Amphiprion ocellaris (clown anemonefish)
Lineage: Eukaryota; Metazoa; Chordata; Actinopteri; Pomacentridae
Product: zinc finger protein ZFAT
Exons: 25
Coding region: 114-3713 (1199 amino acids)
Biological process (GO): regulation of transcription by RNA polymerase II
Molecular function (GO): DNA-binding transcription factor activity; RNA polymerase II cis-regulatory region sequence-specific DNA binding
Source: RefSeq, a predicted model, not a curated record